AUGCCAACUACUGAUAAGUCAAGACAAACAUCGGCGGGCAAAUCAUUUUUUGGGAGAAAACUACACAAAGAGAAGCCGGCGGAAGAUCGGUACGAUUCUCAUGGGAGUUGGGAGAGUCUUGCACCUCCAUCAAGUGCUGCCGGUUCCCGCUCAUCCAGAUACUCGAAGCGGUCCUCAGUGCAGUCCGUGGAUUUUGGCGACAUAGAUCCGUCCUAUCUCUCGACAUCAGCAGGCCCCAUUACUUCCAUACCUUUCGAGAGCCUCUCCACAGAUACCAAGACCCCUAUCUCUGUUGACUACCUUUCCAAAGCCGAAACGUCGCCUCGAAAAGAGCCGUCGCCCGGGCAUUUAGCGAAAGGCGUAGGCGACUUCCACCAAUACCCAGCGUGGGAUCCGGCCAACAUGCGCAAUAAUAAACAAUAUUCACAACCUACAGGCCCUCGGCCACCGCCACACGGUGUCGCGAUGAGCUCAAGCGCCACGGGGGAUAAGGGAGCCCGAUAUCAGCAGUGGGGGAGGCCUGGAAGCUCUGCUGGUAACGCAGGGUUCAGUCACCACUCGUCGUCGACGGUGGAUUCUUCAACUAACUCGCGCAUGUCUAUUGAUCAAGCGAGCGUCCAUUCGUCGCUUUCUUCAAAUACCCGGGGCUCAAGUUAUAUUUCAACGGACGGUUCUUCGCGCACGGUCGUGCCUUCGCCCUCAACCGAUCGAAAUAAUUACUAUGGCGCCGUGAAUUCUGGCCGUGGAUCCAGCACACAAGGCGCAAUUCCGCCUGCCCAACCUAGGCAGCAAAAUACGGAACAGUACCUCACCAGACCCAGGGACGAUCGUAUCGUGGACCAGCUAUUCCUUGAGCUAAUGCAGAAACGCGGUUGGCAAAACCUUCCUGAGCAGGCUAGGCGGCAAAUGAUGGCAUAUCCAGCAUCGAAGAAGUGGACGUUGGUUCACCAAGACCGACUGACGGAACUACAAGGGGAACAGAAGCGAAAACAGAAAGCUCGAGAGACACACGGUUAUGACGGUCCGUCUGGUAUCCUCGAACGAGCGGAUGAGGAGGGCAGUCCCGAGUGGUAUGUGAAGAAGGUGAUGGACGACACUAUCACCUCCAAACAACUAGCUAGUUUGAGUGUCAGUCUACGAACGCAACCGAUUAGCUGGGUGAAAGCUUUUGUCGAGGCGCAAGGUCAAAUCGCCCUGACCAAUGUACUCGUAAAAAUCAACCGCAAGAAAGUCACGGGCCCGGUUCCGGCACCUCCAUCUGGAGACAAAGAUUUGGACCGCGAGUACGAUAUCGUCAAGUGUCUGAAGGCGUUGAUGAACAACAAAUAUGGCGCGGACGAUGCCCUCGGUCAUCAGCAGAUCAUUGUGGCCCUCAUCAGCUCGUUACUUUCUCCCCGGCUGAAUACUAGGAAGCUCGUCAGCGAAGUCCUCACAUUCCUCUGCCACUGGGCUGAAGGGCAAGGUCACGAGAGAGUUCUGCAGGCGAUGGACCAUGUCAAAAACCACCAGGGCGAAACCGGUCGCUUUGACGCUUGGAUGCGCAUUGUCGAGGUUACCAUCGAUGGGCGUGGCAAGAUGGGCAGUUUGGUUGGUGCGAGCGAGGAGUAUCGCAGUGGUGGAAUCGGCAUGGAGAACCUUCUCAUGGAGUACGCAGUCUCUACAAUGAUACUCAUCAACAUGUUGGUUGAUGCACCGGAGAAUGAUUUGCAGUUAAGAUGCCAUAUCCGUGCGCAGUUCAUAUCUUGUGGCAUCAAACGACUUUUGUCGAAGAUGGAGGGCUUUCAAUACGAAGUUAUCGAUAAGCAGAUUGAGCAUUUCCGAGAGAAUGAGGCCAUCGACUAUGAAGAUCUCCUCCAACGGGAGAGUAGCAGUACGAAGGAUAGCAUCGAAGGUGAUGUAAAGGACAUGAACGACCCUCUUCAAAUCACGGACGCCAUCGCAACUCGUAUCAAUGGAACCAGAGCUCACGACUACUUUCUUUCAGCUCUGCAGCAUCUGCUUCUCAUCCGGGAAAAUUCUGGGGAGGAUGGUCUCAGGAUGUACCAGCUGGUGGAUGCCAUGCUUAGCUAUGUGGCUAUGGAUAGGAGAUUGCCGGAUCUUGACCUGCGGCAGGGGUUAACGUUUACUGUACAGAGUUUGUUGGAUCGACUCCAUACGGAUGCAGAGGCUAGACAGGCGUACGAUGAAUCCCUGGAAGCUCGCCAAAUAGCGGAAGCCGCAAUUGCUGAGCGAGAUGAGAUGAAAGCGCAGGUUGAACUGGGAGCGGAUGGUCUGGUCAAGAAGCUGCAAAAGCAGAUUGAGGAGCAGACUGGUAUCAUCGAGCUACAGAGCAGGCAAAACGAAAUGGUUAAGGCUGAGCUUGCGGACGUUCAGAGGCUCCGCGCCCAGGAGUUGCAGCGAAAUGAGUUGGAGACUCGAGAGCUGUACCUCAUGCUUAGAGACGCCCAAGAUAUCGCUGCAUCAAAUGCUAAGAAGUCCAACAUCGAAGAAACCGAGACUGAUCCUGCUCACAUGAGAGGUAUUCUAGACAGAGAGAGGCUGUUGGGACGACUGGAGAAACAGCUUGAAAGAACCAAAACACAGUUCAAGUUGGAGGGCAAGGUCUGGGGUCAGCACGGCCCUUCGGACCGACUGCGUGAGCUUCGUGAGCAAAUGGAUGGCGAUGCUGGGUUUAGUGAAGACUUCGAGGAACAAGCUCGUCUGAACCUCAGCCUCAACCCGGUGGGUUCUGUGUACCGGAAAAGAACGUACAUCCAGGGCAUGGAAGGUACCUCCACUGAGGAGCAAUGCCAGACUGAUGAUAAGGUCGUUUAUGCAACGGCCCGACUUGUGGAUCUCCACCGGCCGCGCAUGGAUCCAGAUCAAGCCACAGGCCUUCUUGGUGAAAUCGCCGCCAAGGUCCCGAAGAUUGAUGCCGACGAUGCAAAGAUUGAUUCUAAGCCGGCUGAACCUGGGCAGCCAGCAGAAGGGUUUGGUGGCCCUCCUCCGCCUCCACCUCCCCCAGGGGGCUUUGGCGGUCCUCCACCGCCGCCGCCGCCUCCUGGUGGUGCAUUUGGCGUACCCCCUCCACCCCCUCCACCAGGCACUGUCAUUGGUGGUUGGAGAGCAAAUUACUUGGCCUCCCAAGGUGCUCCAUCUCACGCUAUACCUGUCAUGUCCUCCAUCAGACCUAAGAAGAAGCUCAAGGCCCUUCACUGGGACAAAGUCGACACGCCGCAAGUUACAGUCUGGGCGACUCACGGCACGACUCCUCAGGAGAAAGAGGAGAAGUACGUUGAGCUGGCCAAAAGGGGAGUAUUGGAUGAAGUGGAACGGCUAUUCAUGGCAAAGGAGACCAGGAUUUUCGGUGGUGGCAGCGCAACCAAGCAACGCAAAGACAAGAAGCAAAUCAUAUCUAAUGACUUAUCGAAGAACUUCCAGAUCGCCCUGUCCAAGUUCUCUCAGUUUCCUGCUGAUGACGUUGUCCGAAGGAUUAUCCAUUGUGACACCGAAAUCCUGGACAACAUGGUUGUCAUGGAAUUCUUGCAGCGAGAUGAAAUGUGCACUAUACCGGAAAACGUGUCGAAACUCAUGGCGCCGUACAGCAAAGAUUGGACUGGACCUGAUGCUGCCAGCUCUCAACGAGAACAGGAUCCCGGUGAACUUACUCGCGAGGAUCAGAUUUACCUUUACACUGCCUUUGAACUGAAUCACUAUUGGAAGGCAAGAAUGCGCGCGCUUGCCUUGACUCGCUCCUUUGAACCAGACUAUGAGCAUAUUUCUGCGAAGCUUAGAGAGGUUGUGCGAGUGAGCGAAUCGUUAAGAGAUUCUGUCUCUCUAAUGAAUGUGCUUGGCCUGAUCCUGGAUAUCGGUAACUUCAUGAACGAUGCCAACAAGCAGGCCCAAGGUUUCAAGCUGAGCUCCCUGGCUCGUCUCGGAAUGGUCAAGGACGACAAGAACGAGACCACGUUUGCUGAUCUCGUUGAACGUAUUGUUCGAAACCAAUACCCAGAAUGGGAAGACUUUACCGAGCAAAUCAGCGGUGUUAUUGGCCUCCAGAAACUCAAUGUUGACCAGUUGCGGACCGAUGCGAAGAAGUACAUCGACAAUAUCAAAAAUGUACAGGCAAGCUUGGAUGCAGGCAAUCUUAGCGACCCGAAGAAGUUCCAUCCUCAGGACCGUGUCAGCCAAAUCACUCAGCGCAGUAUGAAAGAGGCCAGGCGGAAAGCGGAGCAGAUGCAGCUAUAUCUCGGAGAAAUGGUCAAGUCCUAUGAUGAUAUCAUGGUUUUCUAUGGUGAAGACAAUACGGAUGAUGGCGCUCGACGAGACUUCUUUGCGAAGUUGGCCACAUUCUUACAAGAGUGGAAGAAAUCCAAAGAGAAGAACAUCGCUCUGGAGGAAGUUAAACGACGUACUGAAGCGUCUCUGGCUCGCAAGCGGAUCAAUGCCGGUCUCGCGAAUGGUGUUGGGCCGGGAGGAGAUGCUCCAGUCUCCCCAGCCUCAAGUGGAGCCAUGGAUUCGCUGUUAGAAAAGCUACGUGCUGCCGCCCCUCAAGCCAAGGAUCAGCGUGACCGUCGUCGCCGUGCGAGAUUAAAGGAGCGGCACCAAGUUCGCGUUGCUUCUGGGCAGAAAAUCCCAGAUCUAGAAGGCGCCGAGGCCCCGGGUACUGCUGCAGACGGGGACAGCGGCACCGCUGACCCUAAUGCUUCCGAUUCCGGUCUUUUAAGUCCCCCUAUCCAGGGAUCUGAAGGGGACAUCGGCUCACCAAACGUCUCAGAAAGCGAAGACGUCGCGGACCGCGCAGCGAGCAUGCUACAAGGAUUAAGAGACAAUCCUGACCCGGAACGCACGCGGAGACGUAGAGAAAGUGCGGAAGAGGAACGAAGAAAGCGCCGGUUAAGAAGGCGCAACGGAGCCACCAGUGGAAGCAAGGAUAGUACUGAUACUAUGCCUCUAUCCCCCGUUACCGAACCGACUUCGACUGUGGGCGAGUCAGCGGAACCAGACAGCCUCGCUCUUUCCAGCCCUCCGAAUGGAGAAGAGCCGUCCUCGAAUCCUCCGACUAUCGUCCUGUCAUCGAAUGCUUCGGAAACUCCUGAUGAUGACCAUCGCCCCUCGCCAAGCUAG
Aspergillus mulundensis is the source of this 5106-nucleotide messenger RNA. Its product is annotated as formin sepA. NCBI's taxonomy places the organism in Eukaryota, Fungi, Ascomycota, Eurotiomycetes, Eurotiales, Aspergillaceae. The transcript has 3 exons. The record is from RefSeq and is a predicted model, not a curated record. Gene Ontology annotation, molecular function: small GTPase binding; actin binding. Bases 1 to 5106 code for a protein of 1701 amino acids. Gene Ontology annotation, biological process: mitotic actomyosin contractile ring assembly; actin filament bundle assembly; barbed-end actin filament capping. Gene Ontology annotation, cellular component: mating projection tip; cell division site.